Molecule: messenger RNA, 988 nt
Organism: Gallus gallus (chicken)
Lineage: Eukaryota; Metazoa; Chordata; Aves; Galliformes; Phasianidae
Product: factor in the germline alpha-like
Exons: 5
Coding region: 1-798 (265 amino acids)
Biological process (GO): developmental process; regulation of transcription by RNA polymerase II
Molecular function (GO): protein dimerization activity; RNA polymerase II transcription regulatory region sequence-specific DNA binding; DNA-binding transcription factor activity, RNA polymerase II-specific
Source: RefSeq, a predicted model, not a curated record
AUGGGCUUUGGGGUCGGGGUUGAUUUGGGGUUAGAGUUUGCCCUGGCGUUUGGGUCAGGGCUGGUUUGGGGGAAAGGGGCGCUGCUCGUUACCCCCAGCUGCGCGCCAGGUGCAGCCCCCGUUAGGCCCGGGGUAUUUAAGAGGCACUUCGAGGCCUUUUAUAGGGUUUUUUUAGACGAGCUGCUUUCCCUGCUGGUUCUGACCCUACAGCUCGGUUAUGGGGAUCAGCGGGGCGUGCCGGGGGUGCUGCUGCCCACUCCCCCCCCCGAGGUGCUGGCUGUGCUGCUCAGCCAUCAGCACGGCCCCCCGCCCCACGCCGCCCCCAUCACCCGCCUGCGCCGCGGCCCCAAUGGGGCCUAUAAGGCCUUGGGGGACCCCGAGGGGGUCCUGGAGAGGCGGCGUGCGGCCAAUGCCAAAGAAAGGGAGAGGAUCAGGAAUCUGAACAGCGGCUUCUCAGCCCUGAAGGCGUUGGUGCCGUUGGUGCCGCGGGACCGCAGACCCAGCAAAGCCGACACCCUCCGGGCGGCCGCCGAAUACAUCCGCCUGCUGCGGGGUGUGCUGCGGGACACGGGGGGGCUGCAGGACGGAGCGGGGGGCGGCCGCGAGGUGACCCCGGGGGGGGGGCGGUCGGCCCCCGUGUGCCCCCCAACCGCGUCCGUGGGGUUCCCAGCCCUGCGAGGGGCGGCUGCAGGCGGCGCUUCCGGCUCAUCCCUGAGGAAAUCAAUGGAGAUUUGGGGGGGGACCCGCAGUGACGGCGAUGUCUCCGCGAUGCUUUCGGUGCCCCCGAAACAGAAUUGAUCCCCCCCCCCCCCCCACCCCCAACAUUGAUCCUAUGGGGGCUCCGCGUCCCCGUAGCGCUGUAUGGGGCGGGGGGGGGGAGGGGUGGGAGGGAGGCGGUGCCUUUAAUUGCUCAUUUAAAGCGUAAUUGGGCUCCGGCACCUGCGCUGCGCCCCAGGUGGGUGCGCUCAUUAAACGCGCACUGACUUAA